Molecule: messenger RNA, 5351 nt
Organism: Linum trigynum
Lineage: Eukaryota; Viridiplantae; Streptophyta; Magnoliopsida; Malpighiales; Linaceae
Source: the annotation of a GenBank genome assembly
CUCGGGGAUUGCCCGAACGAUAUGGGGUGAGGAGUUGUUUCCCUCCUAGGUCAAAAGCUCGAUUGACUCAAUUACUCUACCGUUAGGAGAUAGACUCCCUAGGGAAUGACCCGGAACGGUGAAUCAAUGAAUGUGGUAGCCUCUAUUCAACCUAGGGCAACCAUAUAUCGUAGGAGAUUGAUGGAAUCGACUCCCUCGGGGAUUACCCGGACGAUAUAGGGUGAGGAGUGACCCGAAGUCGCCAAUAAUGGGCUCUAAGUGGAUUUUCUCCCUCCUAGGUCAAAAGCUCAAUACAUUAAAAUGGAAACUCAACUCAUGUCAUUCAUGAAAACAUUCAUCAAUUAAGUAAAAUCAUCAAUCAAACAUGGAAUGUGUCACAUACAUCAACAUUAAACCCAAAUCUAAACCUAGGGUUCUUAAACCAAGAUAAGAGGGUGAGUUUCUAGAGAGAGAAGGGAGAAACUAAAAAUUGGACCCCAAGAUCUUUUUCUUCUUCUUCUAUGCUUGAAUCCUUGUCUUCAAGAUCAACCCAAGCCUCCAAUUAAGCUUCAAGAUCACUCAAGCACUCUCCCUCUCUCCAGAACUCCCCUUUGGUGUUUUGUGUUGAAAUCCUAGAGAGAGAAACUAUUUCAUCUCCUAAAAACCAGCUCUCCCUUUCUUCCUUCUACUGUUGCCUUUUAUACCCAAAUCGAAGGUUGUUCACGACCGUGAACUCAAAGCCUGGACCGUGAACUCGAACCAAAUCGCGUCGUUUCACUACAGCACUUCACGGUCUAGAGCUAAAGUUCAUGGUCUUACGACCGUGAACUGACUUGGCGUCAGCAACCUCUGGAAUGGCUCUGGAAACGGGCCAGUUCACAUUCACGAGGCAAUUGUCACGGUCGCUUUGGGCAUUUUUUCACUUUUUCACGCUUUUCAACCUCCAAUCGAACCGAAACUCUUCCUCGACCCUCCCACACGUACUAGGACCUGAAAAAUAUCAAAACAAACACAACCUAGCGUAAAAUAGGUCAAGGAAUGGUGAUCUACUAAGCAAAACGGAUAAGAAAUGAGGGGUAAAAUGUGUGCAUUUGGACCCAAAUCACACUACUUAGAUAGCGAUGACUUUGCUCUUUAACUGAAAUCAAGUUUUUGGGGUUGUGGUGUCACUCAAAUUACUUUUUAUAAAGAAAAGUGCAUAAAAUGAAAUAAAACUGAAAUUGGACAAGGAAAACAAUAAAGAAAGAAAGGUGUUGCAUAGGCAAGCCUCCUCUAGAAUUUUCUUAGACGGGUAUCAUAACAAUUGGCGACAUACAAAUAGGUGACAGACGAAAUUCACACAUAUUCCUUCACUGACUAUUCUUCUUGUCCUAACAUCUAUCGAUGGAUCCCUCCUUUUGAGAUGGACUAGUAAGACAAGUGGGUCUGUUAGCUAGUCAUAUGUCUUUCAAAUAUUCCUUCACUGGGAGUCACUCGGAUCCAAGGGGUUUGGGGCGUCAGCCAUGACUUUGAGGGGGUAGGCGCCCCACCUCAGUAGAAGUGAGAAAAGAGAAGAAGUAUAUAGAGAGAGAAAUUAGAGAGAAGUAAUAGUAAGAGUAGAUAGAUUGCCAUUUAUGAGGAGAAAACUCCUAUUUAUACACAUUUGAGGGUUAGGUAGUGGUCUGGGCGCCUGCCAAGCCAUAAAUGCUGUGGUCGGGCGCCUCAGACCUUCUGACACUGUACAUGGUACUUUUUGACAGAGGGUGUCCCCCUGCCCCUUGUCCUUGUUGAUGUCAGGUGCCUGGCCUUGUCUUUUGUCUCCUUGCCUUGUCCUUUUGCUCUUUUGUCUUCUUUCCUUCUUUAUACCAUUAGCUAGAGUUUUGCCUCCUUAGUUACUAGGAUACUCUAUCAAUUGCCCCUUUGACGUCGGUAUGAGUAUCAUGGCGGCGUCAACAUAAAGUGAGUUUCACUAACCUUGCUUUCUCGUCUUCACAAUCAAGUGCCAGCUCUCUUUCUUUAGUUAAUCGGUACCAGGCUCUUCCUUUCAAGUGGGUGCUUCAUUUCCUUAUUGAUCUUCUGAUCUGUUGAGCGCUUGUGCACCCAUGUGGGUGUGCUUGCUUCCAAAUAAGGUGUAGUAAAAUGAGGAAGAAUAAACACAUGUCUCAAGUAACGGAGACUAUCAAAAGAAGCAAUCAUGCCCCUUUUAUCAAGCGCCUGACGCUUGCAUUCUUCCGUUCUUCAUCAAUUAUUUCCUAAGUGACUACUCUUUCAUCUUAGAGGAUGUGCCUACGCUCGUGUUAGAGUAUUCAAUCUAUCUUGACAAUCAAAUGAAGUUGAAACAAUCUUGUCAGUUUUCCUUUGAUUGUGCCUUGCCCAUUUGAAACGAGCGCCUAGCGCUCUUUUCCAAUUUUUUUCUUUUUCUUUUUGCCAAAAGAUACCACUGAUAUUCAAAUGCUUUCCAUUCAUUGUCUAAGAUGCUCCAUUUUUCUUUCGAUUGCUUGUGCUCUUUUAGAAGAGUGCUUGCUUCGAUUCUUUGGCUAAGCACUGGUCACCCAGCUUGUCGUUAGUUUCCCUAAGACCCAAACUCAACGAGGUGUUUGGCGACUCACUCCUUUGCCGAUGUGUCUGACCUUCAGUUGGGCGCCUGACAUUUUACUCCUUAGCGAGGUGCCUAACCUUCAGUGGGGUGCCUGGCGCCUCACUCCUUCGCUUAUGUCUUUGGUAAGCAUUUGUCACACAGCUUGUCGUUUGUUGCCUUAAGACCCAAAGUCAACGAGGUGCCUGGUGACUUGCUCAUUUGCCGAGGUGCCUGACCUGGCACCUCACUCCUUCAGCGAGGCGCCUGGCACAACACUCCUUCAGCGAGGUGCCUAACCUUUCAGCGGUGUACAUGGCGACUCGCUACUUUGUCGCGGUGUUUAACAUUUGAUAGGGUGCCUGACACCUCACUCCUUCGGUGAGGUGCCUGGCGACUCGCUCAUUUACAUAGGUGUCUGACAUUCAGUUGAGCGCCUGUCACCUCACUCCUUCAGCGAGGCGCCUGACACCACACUCCUUCAGCGAGGUGCCUUACCUUCAGUGGGCGCCUGGCACCUCACUGACAUUCAGUUGAGCGCCUGUCACCACACUCCUUCAGCGAGGUGCCUAACCUUGAGUGGGCGUCUGACACCUCACUCCUUCAGCUAGGCGCCUAACCUUGAGUGGGGCACAUGGUGACUUUCUCAUUUGCCGAGGUGCCUGACCUUCAGUUGGGCGCCUGGCACCUCACUCCUUCAGCGAGGCGCCUGGCACCACACUCCUUCAGCGAGGUGCCUAACUUUCAGCGUGUACAUGGCGACUCCUUCAGCCAGGCGCCUUCCGCCAGGCGCCUAACCUUGAGUGGGGCGCCUGGAACCUCACUCCUUCAGCCAGGCGCCUAACCUUGAGUGGUCACAUGGUGACUUGCUCAUUUGCCGAGGUGCCUGACCUUCAGUUGGGCACCUGGCACCUCACUCCUUCAGCGAGGCGCCUAGCACCACACUCCUUCAGAGAGGUGCCUAACCUUCAGUGGGGCGCCUGACCCCUCUCUCCUUCAGCAAGGCGCCUAACCUUGAGUGGGGCACAUGGAGACGCUCCUUUGCCGAGGUGUCUGAUCUUCGGUUGAGCGCCUAACACCUCACUCUUUUAGCGAGGUGUCUGACCUUCAGUGGGGCGCCUGGCUUCUCAUUCCUUCGUCUAUGUAUGAUACUAACAACUUAGAACCUUACUCUUGUAAGUCUAACAUUACUUGCUUUGGUUUAUUUGAGCGUACAGGCGCUUCAAUGAGGUGUCUGGCGACUCGCUCCUUUGUCGGGGUGCCUGACCUUUGGUAAGGCGCCUGACACCUCACUCCUUCAGCGAAGUGCUUGACCUUCAGUGGUAGGAUGUCUGGCACCCCAACUUCUUUGCUUGUUUUUCUUUGUCAAACUUGUUUUAAAACGAGGAUAGGCUAAUGGGUGAACGGCCAAUCACCCCUGGUGAGACUUUUUCAAUGUCAAGCUCUUCCUCAAGCUCUUCCUCAAGCUCUUCCACGCAUCGAGGUGAGUUUCGCCACUUUUUUCGGUCGGAGGCGCCACCUCCACUCUUUUAGGCGCUUUGGUUUCUGAAACGGAUGAAGACAGAUCUGAUUUGGCUGCUCCGUUCCAAUUGGGGGCGCCUCCUUCCUUACUUUUCGCUAGGCGCCUUUGCUUCUUGUUAAACGGUAGAUACCUUUCGCCUUCUUUCUCCUAGGCGCUCCCCCCUUGAAGGCUCUCAUCGGCGCCUUUCGCUUUGACCAUUUCUGUCGGGAGCCUCACUCCGUAGAUUAGGUACGUUUUAACUCGGCUAUUCGAAGGGGAACAUUCGCUCUUUCUUUUGUUUGAAACAGAGGCACCUCCGAACGUCGGGCUCAAUCAUACUGCUAUGUAGUUUUCCGCUGAAGAUGCCGCCUGCUCUCCCCUGCUGGCAGGCGCCUCCCCUUCUUCCUUCUCUCGGCGCUUUUGUUUCUAACUGUUUCUGCCUCCUUCCUUUGCAAAAGUUACCUCUCCAUAAUUGUUAUUUGUUGGGAGUUUCCCCUUCCAGCUCGUUAGGUGCUUUUGAGACGCAUCAACAAGUAAGCGCCGCCCUUCGUUAUUGCUAGGCGUUUUUUCAAUUGAAGGCGCCGCCUUCUAGUUUUCUCAUCUUACUGCUUUUGCAGGUGUUACCGAGAGCUCCCCUCCGAUCAUUUAGGCGCUCUUGCCUACCAACAUAGGUAGGCUUUGCCCCUCGUAUUUUCGAACGCCAUUCCUUGGAUUUUGCUAAGCUCCUUACCUUGUUUAUCGCUCUAUGAUACUUGCACCUGUUUAUAAUGCAGGUUCAGCCUCAAGGCGUCUUAAGGCACCCGUUUUUCUUACGCGUAGCCUCUUUGAAAAGAGGUGAUGCGUUUUGGUUUCUCCUCAACGGAGGAAGCGGGUCUGGGUGACCCCUUCUGACAAGGCAGGAAAUUUCGCGAGGGAUAUGGCCAAGGCACCACCUCUCAUGGGGACUCGUAAAACGAGCUCCCUACGCUCGGAUGAAGAUCCGGGCGUAAGCACUAAGGUUCUUCCGCUGGUUGCGGGUAAAAGGUUUUGCUAAGAUGACUAUCUUAAGCAAAACUUGAUUUUUCUUACGUGUACCCCUGAGAAGGAGGUGACACGCUUAGGCUUCUCCUCGACGGAGGAAGCGGGUCUGGGUAACCCCUUCUGGCAAGGCAGGAAUUUUGCGAGGGAUAUGGCCAAGGCGCCACCUCUCAUGGGGACUCGUAAAACGAGCGCCCGACGCUCGGAUGAAGAUCUGAGCGUAAGCACUAAGGCUCUUCCGCUGGUUGCGGGUAAAAGGUUUUGUUAAGAUGACUAUCUUAAUCAAAACUUGAUUUUUCU